Messenger RNA from Blumeria graminis f. sp. triticale, 861 nucleotides. NCBI's taxonomy places the organism in Eukaryota, Fungi, Ascomycota, Leotiomycetes, Helotiales, Erysiphaceae. The record is from the annotation of a GenBank genome assembly.
AUGGACGGCCCACACAAUCUCACCAUCACCAUUUGUGGUGAUGGCGGCACGGGUAAAUCGAGCAUCACGCUUCGCCUAGUCCGCUCCCAGUGGAUCAGCAACUACGAUCCAACUAUAGAAGACUCGUACAGCGUCACGCGGCAAAUUGAUGGCGAAGCCUAUCGGCUUGCCAUCACGGACACGGCCGGUCAAGAAGAAUAUCGCGAUAUGUGGACGGCAUCAAAUCUAAACAGCGACGCCUUCCUCCUCGUAUACGAUAUCACGCGACAUCAAAGUCUCGAUGCCUUGGAAGAAUUCAAUUCUCUCAUUGAUCAGGAAGGCCAAAAGCGCUCCAGUAGCCAGAAACCGGUUAAAAUUCUCGCUGCCAACAAGUGUGAUAGACCAGAAAAUCGUGAAGUCCUAACCCAGACAGGCCUAGAGUGGGCUAGAGCCCGUGGCUGCGGCUUUAUGGAGACAAGUGCCAAAGAUAUGCUCAAUAUUGAAAAGGUCUUCGAACUCGUCGUUCGCAAUGUCAUGGCGACGAGACGCUCUCAGAAAAUCGACCACCUAUAUGCCUGGAACCCCAAACAACGUGAGCGGAGUGGAAGUGAGUGUAGCCAGGACACUUCGACCUCCGACUUCAUACAGAAAGAAACUAUCUUCAAAACAAGUCGGUACCGCCUCGGAUGGCCAAAACGAGAUCUACAACAAAGCUCUGAUGUCUGUUCGAAGGCGAGGUCGGAAGGAGGUGCCCCACUUGUGAAGACUCGUCUGUAUCGCGCCUUGAAGGGUUGGAACGAGGAGAGAGCUACGAGUAUCGACGAAAAACAGAAGAAACACGAGAAACAUCGCUGGUGCUCACGAUUUGGCUGCGCUGUUUGA